Molecule: messenger RNA, 2223 nt
Organism: Bathycoccus prasinos
Lineage: Eukaryota; Viridiplantae; Chlorophyta; Mamiellophyceae; Mamiellales; Bathycoccaceae
Product: Gat2p
Exons: 1
Coding region: 1-2223 (740 amino acids)
Biological process (GO): regulation of DNA-templated transcription
Molecular function (GO): zinc ion binding; sequence-specific DNA binding
Source: RefSeq, a predicted model, not a curated record
AUGACUUUGACUUUGAUGAAGACGAGAGCGGCGUUGGAACGACAAAGACGCGGUGCACAGAAACAGAAACGAGUCGUUCGACGAUUUAAUAAUAAUAAUAAUAAUAAUAAUAAUAAUAAUAAUAAUAAUAAUAAUAAUAGUAGUAAUAAUAACGUUUCUGAUGAUGACGUUGUUUCGUCGCCGGCGACGAAGAAGACAAAGAAGAAGAAGAAGACGAAAGGAGGAGCGGAACAACAACGACAACAACAACCUGUUUUGACGACGACGACGACGACGAUUCAGAAGACGAUUCAGACGAAAAAGAAGAGGAAGAAAAGAAGCGGGGGUACUUUGAAGACUUUGAAGGCGCGACCGAGAACGAAAAAGUCGUCAUCGGAAAAGACAAAAGUCGCGGUAUCCGCCGCCGCGCUUCCUCCUGCGCCUCCUCCAAUGAACACCACCACCACCACCGCGCAAGGACCGUUGUUGUUCUCCGACGACGACACCGACGACGACGCCGCUUUGUUUUGGAAGGAGAUUGAUGCAGAUCCGGAGGAUUUCUUUUCGUUUGAUAAUGACGCCAGUAAUACUAAUAAUACUACUACUAAUAAUAACGUGGACGUUGGCGUUGAUACUACCGGUGGUGGUGAUACCGACGCGCGAUCGUCUGGCUCGAUUGUGGCGCCGAUGUCGCUGGAAGAAACGACCACGGACGCGUAUUAUUUUGGGGCCGAUAUGCGAGUCGCCAAGACGCCGGAACGCGUCGUUUGUACCGUGAAUUGUAAGACAUCCUCGCCGGGCGGCGAGUGCGGUGACGACGGCAGCGGAGAAAUGUUCUUCGUGCCAACACCAGCAGCGUCUGGCGAUCGCGCGGUGGUAAUAACAACACCUGAUUUUUGUUCUCGUCGAGACCGAGGAGAGAUUGUGCUCCAAGAGGAGGAGGAAGCCGAAGAGGAUGUCGACGGCGGUAGCUCUCGCAACUAUCUCGAAGAUCUCGCGGCGAUGCACGGUAUCGUGCUUCGAAGCACGGAUGGUGACGACGACGACUUUUACGACGACGACGACAUCGACGACGACCUCACCGAAGAGAACGUAAAAACAGCAACGACAACAACGGAAGAUUCGACGGUUACGUACGAAGAUCACGCGAACAAUAAUAGUAACACCACCAUCGAUAAUGACGAGAAACGAAGGAAGGCAAAGAAGUCAUCGACGACGACGACGACGACUACAUCUCAAACAUCCAUCUCGAAUGCUAAGAAAGAUGCGGAGCGAUUGAAACGUCUCGCAUCCAGAAAAAGGUGGGAAGCGACGUUGAAGACGUACACCGCGAUCGAGAGAACAAGCGUCGCGGAGGAAAAAUUGCAAAACUUGGAGGAGGUGGCGUUGCGGGAGAAAAUUUUCUUGAAAACCGAAGGCAAGAACGGCGGCGCGGUUAGAAAUAAGAAACGUAGUAACGGCAAAGACAACACGUAUGAUGAAGACGUGGUGUCGGAAAGCUUGAAAAAACACGCGGUCGAGCACGUGUCGAACAUGUCUUCUGAAGAAGAUCUUCUCGCUCCCGUCGCGAAGAAACAUAAACGGAAGCGCAGAGCGAGGCGGGAACUGCAACGACGCGUUAUUGUGAAACCAAACGCUUUACUCUUUACUGGAACAACGAAAGAAAAUGUACCGCCCGCGACGACAACGUUUGACGAUGUAGUUGUGAACGAAUCACUUUUCGAAGAAGAAGAAGAAGAAGAAGGAAGAGGAAGAGACGGAGGCGACGAAGAAGCGCAGCGAGGCAGGACGACGAGAACGAGAAAGCGUCAGAGAGAGCAGCGUCAUAGUAAGGAACGAGAACAAAGGCAAAAGAAGGGUGCAACCACCAACAGCUCUUUUUCCACGCUUUUUGACGACGUCGACGACUAUUUCUACCAAGACGAUAACUCAACGAAGAAGCCCCCGCGAAAAAAGAAAUAUCAAAAGAAGGAGAAGAAUAAAGCCGAAAAGGCGGCGGCAGAAAAAGAAGAAGCGACAGAGACAAAAGUGAACAUUUCCGCCGUCGUCGGUACCGACGCGAAAGCCACCGAUGUGAUCGUGUGCUCGACUACGGGUCGAGAGCGUGUCAUCGGGUGUUUCGAGUGUGGCAUCACGCAGACGCCGCAAUGGCGUCAAGGUCAGCACGGUCCAAAAACGUUAUGUAACCGCUGCGGCGUCGCGUAUAGGAAGCGGCAGUUGCUUAAUAGCUCCGCCCUAUUUUAG